AUGGAAGUGAUAGUGUCAAAUAAAGGUGGACGUAAACUCUGCCAUGAAGGCUUUAUGUACACAGUACAAAAAUCAACUACAAGUCAUAUCUUCUGGAGGUGCGUUGAAAGGAUGAACGGUUGCAGAUCUCGUUUGAUGACAGACCUUGCCGUUAUAGAACCAAAUAUUGCGUCAGAUCAUAAUCAUCAACCUGACCAAAUAGCUUUUAAUGUAGCAAAGGCACGUGCAGUGAUGAAGGGCAGAGCGGUUCAGACCAAUGACAAUCCAGCUAGGAUAUUUUCUGAGUCCAUACAAGAAUUAGACCAGUUAACAAAAAUGCAUAUGCCAAAAGAGUCAACCUGCAAACGAACCAUCCGCAACCAGAGGUCACACGAAUAUCCACCCGAGCCUAAUACUCUAAGAGAUCUUGUAAUUGAAAUGGAUGUAGAAUGGUCUAAAACAAGAG
This is a messenger RNA of Anneissia japonica, 445 nucleotides long. RefSeq names its product FLYWCH-type zinc finger-containing protein 1-like. The transcript has a single exon. The annotation marks the transcript as partial. Lineage: Eukaryota; Metazoa; Echinodermata; Crinoidea; Comatulida; Comatulidae. The record is from RefSeq and is a predicted model, not a curated record.